AUGCACACUUUACUGUUGCAUACUUUUUAUUUUUUUAUUUUUGGGUAAUAUUUUGCAAACAAAAUGGAUGUCAACCAGCUUGUUGAAUUUGCAUCAUCUGGCAUCCUCGCAGUUGCAGACAACAGAGCAAAUGGCACCUGCAGGAUGAGGAACCCAAAGAGCACGGCCAUUCAAAACGGACCACUACCCACCAAGAGGCGCUAUGACCCCUUUGUCCUCAAUGCUGGAGGCUCCAGAGAGCUAGCCGCUGAAGCUAUACCGACCAAAAGGACCAAACAGGAGACCCUCUUAACCAACAACAGGGUCAGGUCCACCAAGGUGUCCAUGAAAGCAUCUCUGAGAACCAAACGCAAGACCAGAACAAAACUGGACAGCCUCAAAAAUAAGAAGAGGGUCAAAUCCACAAAGGGGUCCACAGUAAAGGCUGCACCAGCCAGGAAGUCCACAAAACCAGAAGGCCUGCUAAAGAAGAGGGGUGCCAUCAAGGUGUCCGUGAAGGUUGGACCAGCUAGGGGCACCAAGAGGAAGGCAGACACCAAGCUUGAGACCCUCUCAAAGAAGCAGAAGGUGUCAGUGAAGGUUGUGCCAGCCAAAGAGUCCAAACAGAAGAGCACACCGCAGACCCUCGUGAGGGGUAAAAGCAAACCUAAAGUCAAACCAGAGACCCUAAUGAGGAGACGAAAGGGUAAAUCCAAACUAGAGACCCUAACAAGGAGGCAAGUAGGUAAAGACAAACUGAAGAGGCGACAAAGAGGUAAAACCAAUGAGGGGACUGUGAGGACCCGAUCCAAACGGAAGGUGAACACAAAACCAGAGACCUUGACAAGGAGGCAGUGGGUGAAAGCCACCCAGAUGUCUAUGAUUCGACAGGCUGAGAAACGUCUCCUGGCCACGACCGGUCAAGCCUCGUUCGAGCAGAAGUAUCAGCAGCUGGAGAAGAUCGGCGAAGGAGGCUUUGGAUCUGUCUAUGCUGGUUACCGGAAAUGUGAUUCUUUUGCUGUGGCCAUCAAACACAUCCCCAAAGACGAAGUAAAGAUAGUCCCGCUGAACAUAAAUGGAAGGAAGCAGGACGUCCCCUUGGAGGCGCUGCUCAUGCUUCAGGCGUCGUCUAUCAAGGACGCGGACGGCAGAUCAGCCGUGGUGUCCUUGCUGGACAAAUACGACUUGGAGCAGGAGCUGGUGUUGGUCAUGGAGAAGCCAGUACGAUCUGUGGACAUGUUCACGUACAUCACCAGAUGUCGGCUCGGACAUCUCAAGGAACACGAGGCAAAGAACAUCAUGAAACAGCUGGUGGACGCAGCUAUCAAAAUGCAUGCCGUCAAUGUUUUUCAUCGAGAUCUUAAACCAGGAAACAUUCUUCUGGAAGCCACCUACGGCGUCCCUCGAGUGCGGAUCAUAGACUUUGGCUGCAGCUGCUUCGUAACGGAGGAACCUUACCACGACUACACCGGGACCCUAUCUUACGCUCCUCCAGAGUUUGUCCUCAGGGGGGCGUACAGGGCCGGCCCAACCACAGUGUGGCACCUGGGGGCCAUGCUUUUUGAACUACUAGCUGGAACUAAACAGUUUGACACACUCCUGUUCAUCUCGCAGAUGCUUGGACUGAACCGUGUUCUAUCCCAAGAUUGCCGAGAUUUUUUGCAAAUGUGCCUGAAUUCCAAUCCAGAUCAGCGCGCCACCCUGGUGCAGAUACAUCAGCAUCCGUGGCUCCUUUGAAGCUGCACAACACCGCUAAAGACGCCUCCCAUGAACCAAUAUUGUGGACUUUAAUUUAAACACUGAUACAUCAACAACUGGCAUUUGUGCUACUGGAUUACAUGACAGUAGUGUUUUUGGAUCCUGGAAAUGUAGCUUGCUUGUUAGUGUUUUCAGUCACUUUUGAAGGUCUUUAGUUGUUUUUAUCAUUCUGUUGGUUUGAUAGUUACUUAAGUUUGUGGUCUGUGGUGGCACGUGUGCCAAGGAAGAACUCUAUGCUUGGUGCAGGAAAAUUCAUUUUUUUUUGAGUCACCAUGCAACUGCAAGUCCCAAUAUCUUUCCCUAUUUCCUCUGCUGUUUAGUGUGCAAUGGGUCCAUUUUAACAAUUCAGUCACUUUGUAUUAUUGCGUAUUAUUGUCCUUCAUGAACCGGAAGUGGCUCAGUAAAUAACACAAAAGGACAAAUACUGUAAUGUUUUUUUGUGUUCC
This is a messenger RNA of Dunckerocampus dactyliophorus (ringed pipefish), 2183 nucleotides long. RefSeq names its product aurora kinase B-like. Gene Ontology annotation, biological process: regulation of mitotic cell cycle; protein autophosphorylation; negative regulation of apoptotic process. Bases 64 to 1716 code for a protein of 550 amino acids. The transcript is spliced from 8 exons. Gene Ontology annotation, molecular function: ATP binding; protein serine/threonine kinase activity. The record is from RefSeq and is a predicted model, not a curated record. NCBI's taxonomy places the organism in Eukaryota, Metazoa, Chordata, Actinopteri, Syngnathiformes, Syngnathidae. Gene Ontology annotation, cellular component: cytoplasm.